This is a messenger RNA of Trifolium pratense (red clover), 829 nucleotides long. RefSeq names its product non-specific lipid transfer protein GPI-anchored 7-like. The record is from RefSeq and is a predicted model, not a curated record. The transcript is spliced from 3 exons. Bases 235 to 687 code for a protein of 150 amino acids. NCBI's taxonomy places the organism in Eukaryota, Viridiplantae, Streptophyta, Magnoliopsida, Fabales, Fabaceae.
GAGUGGGAACACGAGAAAUGUGAGAUUACUUAGUAGUACUAUACUUAUACGGUAUGAAUAAUCAUUAGUCAAGGAUUAACGCGGUUUGACAAGGUAACACAAUGACAACAACGUAUUGACUAAACAACUACUAUAAAACUCACACAUCUCUCUCCAACCUCACCAAACAAAAACCAAAAACAAAAAAACAGAUCCACAAUUCCAAACUAUCUCAAAUCAAAUUCCCAACAAAAAAUGGCUGGUUUCACUUUCAAAAGUAUCACAUGUUUGACAUCAUUGAUGGUGUUGUUGAUGAUCAACAAUAUAGAGGCACAAGACACCCCUUCUUGUGCUGCACAGCUAGUUCCAUGUGCUGAUUUCUUGAAUUCAACAAAACCACCUAGUUCUUGCUGUGAUCCACUCAAAAAAACAGUUGAAACUCAACUCACAUGUCUUUGUAACCUUUUCUAUACUCCUGGUUUGCUUCAAAGCCUAAACAUCAAUAUCACUCAAGCUCUUGCUCUCAGUAGAAACUGUGGUGUUACCUCUGAUAUCAGUACUUGCAAACAAGCUGGGUCAGCUCCACCUCCGACUGCUGGGUCCGGGUCCCCACCGGCUACAACAGGUAGUGAUAACGGAGCUGCAGGAAGAGUCUCAUUCACUGGAUUUUCUUUCCUACUCUUAUUGGCAUCCAUGAUGUUCAAUUAGGAAUGUGGCCCUUCAUUCUUCGGAAACCUAUAUUGUAUUUAAUUUAUAUAUUUAUGUAAUUCUACAUUGAUUGGCUACUGAGUACUAGCAGAAGUAUUUUAUUGCGAACUAUGAUUCAAUUUGGGUAAAAAUAUUUUUUUUU